Molecule: messenger RNA, 4764 nt
Organism: Penaeus indicus
Lineage: Eukaryota; Metazoa; Arthropoda; Malacostraca; Decapoda; Penaeidae
Product: chloride channel protein 2-like
Exons: 15
Coding region: 1556-4729 (1057 amino acids)
Biological process (GO): chloride transport; transmembrane transport
Cellular component (GO): plasma membrane
Molecular function (GO): voltage-gated chloride channel activity
Source: RefSeq, a predicted model, not a curated record
CGGGCCUCCCUCCGUGCCCCCCCUCCCCUUCCCCUGCUUGCCUCUUCCCUCCGCGAGCACAGGUGACUGCGUGCCAGCCCUGCCCUCGCGAAGGGCACCGACGCCACGUGGAAUGCCCGGACGAUGCGGUUGCGAUUAGGCCAAAGGGCCAAGUGCUAUUGAUUACCUUUCGCGGAAGGAGCUUGGGCGUCGCGGCGACCGCAUCCGACUCGGCGAGGGAGUCACAGGAGGCCAGUGAGUCACGUAGAAAUCGCGAGCCUUUGUGCUGAGGACGCUGCUGGCAGCAGGACCUCCCGCCACCGCCUUGGAAAAGGAAGUCGGUCUUCGAGAGAAGCGCCAGCAGAUGUCCAGCUCGACCUGCAGAUCACUCGACUCCUGGCGGACACGCUGUCUGGUGGCGCUGUCCCGCCCAUGCCUCACGCCCGUGACUUUUUUCACGCCGCCUUCUACUUACCCCCUCCCCCCUCGCGCGCACGCCCUCCGAGAUACGCGCCUUCCACGCCCACGCCCACCCCAUGCCAGGGUCGUCGGCGGUCCUCCCUCGGCCAGCGACGCGGAAGUCCCUCCCUCGUGCAGCCGCGGCCCUCGCUCUGACGUCGGGAGGCCGCCCGCUCCCGCCGUAGGCCUUCGCGGAGCCCGCUGCCGAGUGGUCGCCCGGCGGUCGCCAUGGCCCUCGGGCACGCGCUUGGCUGACCGACUGCCUCGCACACAGGCGCUGGCCGCGUGGCCUCGGCGUUGCGCAACCGAGGCUCCGCUCGAGUGAGAACAGAAGAAAAGUAGCUAAUACACGAGCAACAAGGUCGCGCUAUCACUCAAGGCCGACCUUCUGGGCGGAGAAAAUGUACGUUUAUUUUGUCUGACACGGCAGGUGACAACACUUAGAGGCCGUGGGGGAAGCCACGUGUUUUUACUUUCACCUGAUUAAUGUGCGACGUCGGUCGGGGGUUUUAUCUAUCUCCUUGAUUACUUUUGGACGUUUUGAACCGCCUAGGCUUCGGCAAUAGGGUGGAGUCGAUAGGCGUAAUCAGCUGGUCUGUCGCUCACUCGCACUUUCACCGAAACUCCAUCCAUUAGUUUUAUCUACAUGAGAUUGUUGAUGUUCAUGACUUGUUGUUAUAACGUUUAAAGUGUUGGAACGAUGUUGAACUUUCGGGUAAAUUGUUGUUCUUCGAAGUUUGGUAAUUUACCGUUUUUUGGUUGACCUUUGCUCGCCCAUUUCCCGCCAAGUCGCCCGGUCGAGGCAACGUGUUUUGGCUCAAGAACCAGUAGCUCGUGGCCAUUCCUGGAAUCGGGGCAACGAUAAUGCAUUUUGAUGUGGACGACUGUGAGCAAGCGAUGAGAGAGGGCCGCCGGUCCGUGUCGCCCUAAUUGGCCUUCGAAAACACACACUUCGUUUUGCGUACCGCGUGUAUAUAUUGACCUUCGGGGAAUAUGAAUGUAAAUAUUUCUGUAAGUAGAAGUUUCGAAUUCGCCCGCCGUUAGUUGGGCGUUCUUGCGCUCGCCGACUGCCCCGCCGAGCGUCCGCGCGGGCUCUGAGACUCGGCGAGGCGCCGCGAUGAGUGAGCAGCGCGGAAACGGACGCCGCUGGUGGAACUGGCGGCGGCGUCGGCGCCACAGGUACAAGCUGAAGGACGCGCACUCCGAGGAGGAUGUGUCGCUGUACGACGCCGACCCGCUGCCCAGCCUGCAGAAGGUCACCACAUCGGACGACACGCUGCUCAACCCCGACCGCAUCCACGUGCACUACGAUGACGACGAGGACGUCGACGACGCCGCCGCCGCCGCUGCCUUCGCGGUGGACCAGGCCGAGGCCGAGGCGCUGUGGGAGUCGCUGGUGUGGCGCGAGGACAGCGUCGAGGACGAGCCGGACACCGACAAGUUCCUGAGCGAGAGCGAGGUGGAGAAUACGGAGAGCGAGGGCGAGGACACGCCCAAGGAUGGCGGCUGCAACGCCGUGCAGACCAUCGUGGAGCGCCUGCGGGCGUGUGGGAUCCGCCACGGGCGCGCCGUGGACCACGACCUGCGCCGCGACAGCUACACGUGGACGUCGCACGACCUGCGGCAGUUCCUGCUGCACAAGGCCCGCCUGGAGCACGGCGGCCCCUACGACCACAUCGACGACGACAAGAACGAGAGCUUCGAGCUCACGCACGCCAAGAACCGACGCAACGCCACCUCGUACCGCCACCGGGCGUCGCCACCGCCACCUUCUGCGUCGCCGCCGCCGCCACUGUCCCCGCCGGGCCCGACCCCAGGUACGCCACGCCCUUCGGCCAGAGGCGCCAGGGCCUCGGCCGCGGCCAUCUUGCGGGGGCAGUGGCGGCCGCGGCUGACGGCGCCGCGGAGCUCCGUGCAGCUGGAGCACGUGGGCAUGCGGGACAUGUCGCCGCCGCCGCCGCGGCCGCGCCUCUGGUCGCUCCCCGCCAUCAUCGUGACCAAGAGCGAGGACCCCAAGUCACCGUCGCCACCUAAUUACAGGGACGAGUUCGGCGACGCCAUGAACUACCUGACGGUGCCCAGCGCCCACCACUCGCGGUCGCGCUCGGACGAGGAGCGCGAGGCUGGAGGCGACACCGCGCGGGGGAAGCCCCUCGCCCACAGGGCCUCGGCGCCCGCGGGCAGCGUGGAGGUCGAGCCGCACAGCGUGGGCGCCGGCCUGGCGUCGGCGACCAAGCUGGGCUCCAUCAUGGACCUGUGGACAGGCAACUGGGACAUCCGCGCCGACGCCCCCGGUCGCGACGACAGGCCCUUCCCCCGGGGGUCGCCACCCCCCGACCCCAGGCCGCAGCCGGCGCCGGAGUACCUCCAGUACGAAGAGUCCUUUAUGUACGGGCGUUACUCGGCCAACCUCGCCGAGUACGCCCGUCAGGAAGCCCGCCGCCUGCGCGAGGACGACCACCACAAGGACGAGGUCCUCUUCUCCAAGGAGCUGCAGCCGUACCGGGGGAGGGUCGCCAGGACAUGCAUCUCCUUCAUCAGACCCAUCUGGGACCACACCUUCGCCCGGCUCGGAGAGGACUGGGUGUUCCUGUUCAUCCUGGGCACAGUCAUGGCCACUAUAUCCUUCCUCAUAGAUGACAUUGUCCUUAUCUUCUUUACGACCCGAAUACGUCUCGACGAAUACCUUGGCGGCAUCCACUGGGGGCUGAAGCUGUUCUCGUGGGUGAGCAUCCCGACGCUACUGGUCAUCUUCGCCGCCGCCUUCUGCCAGUGGAUGGCCCCGUCCGCCGCCGGCUCGGGCAUCCCCGAGAUGAAGACCAUCCUCAGGGGCGUGGUGCUCAAGGAGUACCUCACGUGGAAGACCCUCCUGGCGAAGAUUGUGGGUUUAGCGGCUGUAUUAGGCGCAGGUCUACCACUUGGCAAAGAAGGUCCAGUCAUGCACAUGGCUAGUAUUGUGGCCACCAUGUUGACCAAGAUGCUGCGAUACAUCAAGGGAAGUGUAGAGAACGAUGCCAGAUCAACUGACCUGCUUGCCGCUGCUUGCACCAUGGGCGUGGCCGUGUGCUAUGCUGCACCCAUUGGAGGUGUUUUGUUCAGUAUUGAGGUAACAACGGUUUACUUUGCCGUGAGAAACUACUGGCGAGGGUUCUUCGCAGCUGUGGUUGGAGCAAUGUUCUACCGCCUCAUGUCAGUUUGGUUCAUGGGAGCCGAAACCAUCUACCCGCUGUUUAAAGUGCAUCUUGACUUCGACUACCCCUAUGACGUCAUUGAGCUUCUGCCGUUCCUCUGUAUUGGCAUUGUGUGUGGUUUUGCUGGAUCUCUGUUCGUCUACCUCCAUCGCAGAUACGUCAUGUUUAUGCGGUCGAACAAGAUGCUUAAAAACUUCCUUAAGAAAAAGCGCCUCUUAUAUCCAACCUUCGUGACCAUAAUCAUCUCCAUCAUGACCUUUCCAGAGUGUUUAGGUCAGUUCAUGGCUGCAAAAAUAACCGCACGUGGACAGAUCCUGCAGCUGUUCAGCAAUGUGACGUGGACGGAGCAAAGUGAGGUCCUGUCAGGAGAACAGGCGGAAAUCCUGAAAGAAUGGCUCCCUGGCUCAGACGGGAACUUCCACCUCAGCCUUUUUGUCUUCCAAAUUGUUACUGUAAUUCAGAUAGCUAUCUCCUCCACCUUGCCUGUGCCUUCUGGUAUGCUGAUUCCAUUGUUUAAGGUUGGAGCAGCUUUUGGCCGCCAAAUUGGUGAAGUCAUGGCGUCACUCUACCCGACGGGCAUUGCCCCCGGUAGACCUAUUGUCCCUGGUGCUUAUGCAAUGGUGGGAGCAGCUUCAUUUUGUGCGGCUAUUACUCACACCAUUUCCAUCUCCGUCAUUGUCUUCGAGUUGACUGGACAGAUUACUUAUGUCAUACCAAUUAUGAUUGGUGUACUUAUAUCAAACUGUAUAUCAUCACUCCUGCAACCAUCUAUAUACGAUAGCAUGAUUCGUAUCAAGAAGCUCCCAUAUCUACCUGAUAUCAUAGCCACAGGAACAGCGGAUGUGUAUAACAUCUACGUGGAAGAUAUAAUGGUGCGAGACGUGAAGUACAUUUGGUAUGGAAUCACAUAUGUUGAGCUGAAGAGAGUCUUGAAGGAGAAUCGUAAGCUCAAAUAUCUUCCAUUGGUGGACAAGCCAGAGUCCAUGAUCCUGCUUGGGUCCAUCCAGAGGAUUGAGUUAGUCAGACUGCUUGUCGAACAGAUUUCAUCAGAAAAGCGUAGGAAGGAGGCUACAAGAAGACAUCUUGAAGCUCUAAGGUGAGAAUAAGAAAAUGAAAAAUAGAAAGACUGAGAGAG